Molecule: messenger RNA, 3476 nt
Organism: Anas platyrhynchos (mallard)
Lineage: Eukaryota; Metazoa; Chordata; Aves; Anseriformes; Anatidae
Source: RefSeq, a predicted model, not a curated record
CGCCCCGAUAACAUCAGCGGGGCAGAGGCGGAGGUGAGGGUGUGACUGAAACUCCUGCCUGGUCACAUGGGGAAGCCACGGCAGGAACCGGGGCGGCCGAGCCCGGGUGCCGAGGAGGCAGCAGGCGGCCAAGAUGGAGGUGGAGAAACCCCCAGCAGCAGCCGAGACGCCGACGCUGCUGAAGACCUACAAAUGGCGAACGGCAGCACCCAUGGGUGACCGGGAACCCGAGCGGGGCACGGGGUCCCCGGGCAGCCGGCGCUGGACCCGGCUGCAGGGCUGGAAGCGUUCCUACAGCCAACCCGAAUCCGACGGCCCCGACGAUGGGGCUGGGAAGGGGGCACCCAAAGCCAGCACCCGCCGGUCCCUCUUCCAGCGGGCUUUCUCGGCCCCCUCCAAGGUGGCCAAGGAGCCGCGGAGCCCCGAAGGUGGCAAGGCCACCCUGCAGAAGUAUUUGCGCUCCAUGUCCAAGAGAAAGGGCCACGGGGACAGCGGUGCCAGGGCUGAGCGGGCGCACCGUGACGCUCUGCCAACCCCGGAGAGCACCCACAGCGCCCCGACAGCCCCGCUGGCUCCGGCACCCGAUGCGCCAGUGUGGGACGUCUCCAACUUCUCGCUGGUGGACGGGCACCUGAUCCACGUGGGCAGGGACGAGGAGGCUUCGUGCAGGAGCAGGAACCGGACCGGGAGCUCCGAGAGCACCAACCUGCACCCAGCGGGUGGCAGGAGGGACACCGCAGACCCGGCCACAGAGGAGAGAAACACACGGGCAGCAGGGAAAGGCACCGACAGCGACGCUUCGGUCACCUCCCAGUUCAGCAAUGUCAAGGGCCUGCUGUGGAAGCGGCUCCGGGAUCGGAAAGGGCGCGCAGUGCCCAAAACCGAGACGACGGCGGUGGCUGACGGCGAGAGGACCCCGAGCCAGAGCGGUUCGCGCGAGUCCCUGCUGCCACCACCGAGCGCCGCCGAGCUGGACCUCACCGGGGACAACGUCAUCAUCCGGCCCGUGCACGGCAGCAUCGUGGGGGAGAAGUUCUGCUUCCAGAUCAUCACCGCUGAGGGCAGCCGCUCCUUUGGCUGCACGUCCUUGGCCGAGCGCGACCGCUGGAUCGAGAACCUGCGCCGGACCGUGCAGCCCAACAAGGACAACUGCGAGCGGCUGGAGCUGGCGCUGAGCCUGUGGGUGUACGAGGCGCGGGACCUGCCACCCCGGCGCCACCUCCGCUGCCAGCUCCUCCUGGACGGCGCGCUCUUCGCCCGCACCACCGCCAAGGUGGCCGGUCCCGACGGCGAGCUCUUCUGGGGCGAGCUCUUCCAGCUGGCCGCCCUGCCGCCCGCCCGCGCCCUCACCCUCGCCCUGUGCCGCGAUGACCAGGGCCACCCCUGCCAGACGGUGGCAUCUGUCACCGUCCCCUUGGCAGAGCUGGCGGCCGCCCGGCAGCCCCUGGAGCGCUGGUACCCGCUGGGCGGCCAUGGCAGCGGCGAGCGGGCGCCGGCGGUGCGGGUGCGCGGGCGGUACCGGGAGGUGCGGGUGCUGCCCAUCGUGCGCUACAAGGAGUUGGCCGAAUUCAUCACCUUCCACUACCGCGAGCUGUGCGCCCACCUGGAGCCCACCAUCGCCGUGCGGCACAAGGAGGAGCUGGCCGGAACUUUGGUCCACGUCUUGCAGAGCACCGGGAAAGCCAAGGCGUUCCUCAUUGACCUCGGCGUGGCCGAGCUGGACCGCUUCGACGACCGGGAGGCGCUGAUCUUCCGCGAGAACACGCUGGCCACCAAGGCCAUUGAUGAAUACAUGAAGCUGGUGGGGGGCAAGUACCUCCAGGACACGCUGGGUGAGGCCCUGGCCCAGCUCUGCACCUCGGACGAUAGCUGCGAGGUCGAUCCCAGUAAAUGCGCCGGCCCCGACCUCUCCGACAACCAGAACAACCUGCGGCAGGUCUGCGAGGAGACCUUCCAGCGCAUCGCCACGUCCUGCGAAGCCUUCCCGGCGGAGCUGGGCGAGAUCUUCGCGGCGUGGCAGGAGGAGUGCGCGGCGCGGGGCAAGGCGGCCAUCGGGCAGCGCCUGGUGUCGGCCUCGCUCUUCCUGCGGUUCCUCUGCCCGGCCAUCAUGUCCCCCAGCCUCUUCGGCCUCGUCCAGGAGUACCCCAGCGAGGCCACCGCCCGCACCCUCACCCUGGUGGCCAAGGUCAUCCAGAACCUGGCCAACUUCACCACGUUCGGCGAGAAGGAGGCCUACAUGGGCUUCAUGAACGAGUUCCUGGAGCACCACUGGGGCCCGAUGACGACCUUCCUGCAGAGCGUGGCCAACCCCGAGAGCAGCGUCCACAUGGCCACCUACGACGGCUACGUGGACCUGGCCCUGGAGCUCGCCACCCUGCACCUCCUGCUCUGCGACAUCUUCUCCAGCCUGGACCAGGCCACGCAGGAGGAGCUGGAGCCCCUGCCCACCAUCCUCAAUGCCAUCAGGGAGGGCACCCCGGUGCCCGUCUCCGUCCGGCUCAGCUCCACCACGGAGCGAAGCCCGGCGGAGAGCCAGAAGCCGGGCUUCGUGCCCCCGCGGGACCUGAGCAAGCACAGCCCCCUCAUCAAGAGCCAGUCCCUUGUCAGCAUCCGCCGCGUGCGCAGCCGCGAGGACGGGACGGACGCGGAGCCGGGGCGGGCGCCGUCCCCGUCCCCGUCCCCUCGGCCCGGCCGCGAGCGGAGGAACGUGCAGCGCACCCAGAGCGUCCCGGCGCAGAACAAAGCCGCCCGCCGCCUGCGCAAGCAGAGCAGCGCCGAGCACGUGGCGGGGACGCAAGGCGAGGACCCCCCGGGGGGCUCUGGCCCUCGAGAGGCCACGGGCCGCUCGAAGCUGCGCUCGUCGGUGUCGCUGCCGCGCAAAUCCACGGUGCCGUGGCAGCGCUACGAGGACGCGGCGGCGGCCCAGGGCGAGCUCUACGCCAUCCGCCCCCUGGAAAAGCACGGGCGGCUGAUCGAGGCGCUGGGGAAGGAGGUGGCGGAGAGCCGGGAGAAGCUGCGGCGGGCGGAGGUGCGGGCGGGCGAGCUGGAGGCGCAGCUGCGGGGGCUGCGGCAGGAGCAGGGCCAGAACCGCCAGCAGCUCCAGGGGCUUCGCCAGCAGCUGGACGAGGCCAACGCGCGCAUGGCCAACCUGGGAGCCAGGUUGACGGCGGCUGAAGGCACGCGGAAGAAGGACCUGGAGAGGCUGAAGGCCAGCGAGGAGAGGGGCCGAGCGCUGGAGAGCCGAAUUUCGGCGCUGGAGCGGGACCACAGCGAGCUGCGCGCUGCCAUCGCCCAGCUGCGGGGCCACCCGGGCAGGACGGGACAGCGGCCCCCGGGGACACCGAGCUGGGACGAGGGCGGCGAGGACGCCCAGGCCACCAGCGUGUGACCCCCGGCGCCGUCCCCAAAAGCUGCCUGACCCCAAUCCCCGCGGGAUUCCUGUCCCCAAGGAAUAAACGGCGUCGGUGUCACUCGGA